GCGUCCCGGGUCCCCGCGCCGCGACCUGCAGACCCCGCCGCCGCGCUCGGGCCCGGCUCCCACGCCCCCGCCGCCCCGCGCGCCCAACUCCGCCGGCCGCCCCGCCCCGCGCGCUCCAGACCCCCGGGGCGGCUGCCGGGAGAGAUGCUGGAAGAAACUUCUUAAAUGACCGCGUCUGGCUGGCCGUGGAGCCUUUCUGGGUUGGGGAGAGGAAAGGAAAGUGGAAAAAACCUGAGAACUUCCUGAUCUCUCUCGCUGUGAGACAUGUCUGAGACUCCUGCUCAGUGUAGCAUUAAGCAGGAACGAAUUUCAUAUACACCUCCAGAGAGCCCAGUGCCGAGUUACGCUUCCUCGACGCCACUUCAUGUUCCAGUGCCUCGAGCGCUCAGGAUGGAGGAAGACUCGAUCCGCCUGCCUGCGCACCUGCGUUCUGGGGAUUAGGACACGGACAUUUCUAUUUGGCAGCCAGCAUUCAGCCCUCUCCAGUCACUGAGCUACACAGAAUGAAAAGCACCUUUGAAGAAUCGUAAGCCAUGAAUGAUGACGGGCCGAAGGGAGUGAGGGCUCCUACCUCUUGUCACUCCUACCAUCCUGCCUCCAGGACCCCUGCCACCUACUUGGGAGUCUGCCCUUAAAACUCAAGGGUCACCUGACUCAUUCCUCCCCACUCAUUCAUCUGACUGCCCACCAAAGCUAAGUGUGAACAGCCUGUAUUGAUUUAUCAUUUUCCUUUUGCCUGCUUCCUCUGGUACAGAGAUCUUCAUGCUUUCAUCCAAACGAAUGAAUAAUGUAAAAUCCCAGGUGGGGUGACAGAGCCAAGGAGAAAAGUGUUCUGCAGCAAGGGAGGGCCUCCCAGUAUGAGUCUUGGAGUCUCAGAUAAGCCCAGGGACAAAGCAUGAGACAUCCAGUUACAUAUCUGUGGCCCUGGAAGGGGAGACGGGGUUCGCUUUGUGGUGGUGUUUAGCUUUCCUGACUCCAAGUGACCAUCUUAAGCCAGGGGAUUAGUAACCUUUACAACUCUAAUACUAGGGAAUAUGUUAAUAACUGGUGAGAAAAAAGAUUACAGCUUUUUUAUUGAUAGGUCUAUAAAAGCCAUUUCCCUAUGAAUGUCCUCAGAAAGGAGGAAUAAGGGGAUGAGAUAGAAUAGAAUAGAGAGAAGUCUGUCACACACACACACACACACACACACACACACACGCAACACAAUUAUCUUUAAAUAGAAGUUGCUUCUCCAAGUUUGUUUUUUUUUGUUUGUUUGUUUCAUGAGGCGUCAGCAACGCUGUUAAAAUGAUUUCAUCCUGCCUGUGUGUCACAGCAGUCUGCCCCGCGAAAUGCUGAAUCAGCAGCAGCCCAGACAGCCUUUCGGUGGAGGGUAGAUUCGACACCCAAAGGCAACCAACCGGGCCUUUGAAAGCACUUGGAAGCACUCUCCAAAGAGCCAGGGAAGAGGACAAGGAAGAAGGGGGUGCAGUGGAAUUCUCCUUAAAAAACAGCAUCUUCUAGAAAAGCCAUGCUUUGGAGGUGUUGUAGGCUUGCAGCCAAUUUACUGGAGCAGGGAUGACGUAGCCCAGUGGCUCAAGUGGGCUGAAAAUGAGUUUUCUUUAAGGCCAAUUGACAGCAACACGUUUGAAAUGAAUGGCAAAGCUCUCCUGCUGCUGACCAAAGAGGACUUCCGCUAUCGAUCUCCUCAUUCAGGUGAUGUGCUCUAUGAACUCCUUCAGCAUAUUCUGAAGCAGAGGAAACCUCGGAUUCUUUUUUCACCAUUCUUCCACCCUGGAAACUCUAUACACACACAGCCGGAGGUCAUACUGCAUCAGAACCAUGAAGAAGAUAACUGUGUCCAGAGGACCCCCAGGCCAUCCGUGGAUAAUGUGCACCAUAACCCUCCCACCAUUGAACUGUUGCACCGCUCCAGGUCACCUAUCACGACAAAUCACCGGCCUUCUCCUGACCCCGAGCACCGGCCCCUCCGGUCCCCCCUGGACAACAUGAUCCGCCGCCUCUCCCCAGCUGAGAGAGCUCAGGGACCCAGGCCGCACCAGGAGAACAACCACCAGGAGUCCUACCCUCUGUCAGUGUCUCCCAUGGAGAAUAAUCACUGCCCAGCGUCCUCCGAGUCCCACCCGAAGCCAUCCAGCCCCCGGCAGGAGAGCACACGCGUGAUCCAGCUGAUGCCCAGCCCCAUCAUGCACCCUCUGAUCCUGAACCCCCGGCACUCCGUGGAUUUCAAACAAUCCAGGCUCUCCGAGGACGGGCUGCAUAGGGAAGGGAAGCCCAUCAACCUCUCUCAUCGGGAAGACCUGGCUUACAUGAACCACAUCAUGGUCUCUGUCUCCCCGCCUGAAGAGCACGCCAUGCCCAUUGGGAGAAUAGCAGACUGUAGACUGCUUUGGGAUUACGUCUAUCAGUUGCUUUCUGACAGCCGGUACGAAAACUUCAUCCGAUGGGAGGACAAAGAAUCCAAAAUAUUCCGGAUAGUGGAUCCCAACGGACUGGCUCGACUGUGGGGAAACCAUAAGAACAGAACAAACAUGACCUAUGAGAAAAUGUCCAGAGCCCUGCGCCACUACUACAAACUAAACAUUAUCAGGAAGGAGCCAGGACAAAGGCUUUUGUUCAGGUUUAUGAAAACCCCAGAUGAAAUCAUGAGUGGCCGAACAGACCGUCUGGAGCACCUAGAGUCCCAGGAGCUGGAUGAACAAAUAUACCAAGAAGAUGAAUGCUGAAGGAACCAACAGUCCACCUCAGCGGGCCAGCAGCCCAGGGAACCCCUGCCCACCAGGAUUGCUGGAAGUGUGACAGAGCAGGCGGGCUGAGGAGAGUGGAAAAGGAAGCGACCCAGAAAUGGCAGGGACACUUCUCUUGCAGACCAAGAGGGACCCUGGAGCACCUUAGACAAACUACCCAGCACAGGUGGGGCUGGAAUUCUGGCGGAGGGCAUGAGCCUGGGACUCCAUGUCACGUUUCCUUCUGAUUUGGAAUCUCUCCAUCUGUAAUUCCUCACCCUCACCCUUCCACCGUUGUUAGUUUCAUGGUGUUUUUGUUUUUGUUUUUGUUUUAAGAACCUGCAGUUUGACUCUUCAUCGUUCAUCUAGGGGAAGACAUCUGAUGUUGUUUUCCUAUGGAAAUAUAUAUCUAUUAUAUAUA
Messenger RNA from Pan troglodytes (chimpanzee), 3147 nucleotides. It is a transcript of the gene ETV6, whose product is annotated as ETS variant transcription factor 6. The record is from RefSeq and is a predicted model, not a curated record. Gene Ontology annotation, molecular function: DNA-binding transcription factor activity, RNA polymerase II-specific; sequence-specific DNA binding. The transcript has 10 exons. The coding region runs from base 1632 to 2726 and encodes 364 amino acids. Gene Ontology annotation, cellular component: nucleus. Gene Ontology annotation, biological process: regulation of transcription by RNA polymerase II; cell differentiation. Lineage: Eukaryota; Metazoa; Chordata; Mammalia; Primates; Hominidae.